GCUUGUUUUAAGCUCGGUCUCUCACUUAAUCUCAUCUCCCUUUGGCGCGUGUGUGUGUCCAUGUGUGUGUGUGUAGGGGGAGGACUCUGUUUCCAUUGGUUCAGCUUUUGCUGCCCACCCACAUCUCUUCCACAUCACCUUGGUGUCUCCCUAAAUAAAACGAGCCCUUCUUAUCGCUCCGAGGAAAUCAAGAGCGAGAGUUUGAAUGGAUUUGAUGUAAAUCUUUCCCCUUCUAAAGCUACUGCUGAGCUUGUGGGAGAAACUGGCAGCAGCCGGCCUGAGACUCUGCUGCUCUAAAAGGGUUUAAUCACUUUUGAAAGGGGAAGGAAGAGAUCUGGAUCCCAGUUCCAGCCAAGGACUGACCCAAAAAGCAGUGCCAGGAUUUAACCAACUAUCCCUGAUGGAUCUGAAGGACAGCACCAGUGAGGGCAGCAUGGGCAGCCUGCAGCCUUCCAGCAUCCAGAUUUUUGCCAAUACCUCCACGCUCCAUGGAAUCCGUCACGUCUUUGUCUAUGGGCCGGUGACCAUCCGGCGCCUGCUCUGGACCUUGGCCUUUGUGGGCUCAUUGGGUCUCCUCCUGGUUGAGAGUUCCGACCGGGUGGCUUUCUACUUCUCCUACCAGCAUGUGACCAAAAUGGACGAGGUUGUGGCAAACAGCCUGGUCUUCCCUGCUGUCACCAUCUGUAACCUCAACGAGUUCCGCUUUUCCCGGCUCACCACCAAUGACCUGUACCACGCUGGGGAGCUCUUGGCUCUGCUUGAUGUCAACCUGCAGAUCCCUAACCCGCACCUGGCUGACCCGGCUGUCUUAGCCAUCCUCCAGGAAAAGGCCAACUUUAAGCAGUAUAAGCCAAAAGUUUUCAACAUGCAGGAGUUCCUGGCCCGGGUUGGCCAUGACCUGAAGGAUAUGAUGCUGUACUGCAAAUUCAAAGGCCAGGAGUGCAGCCAUGAGGACUUCAAAACUGUGUUUACAAAAUAUGGGAAAUGCUACAUGUUUAACUCAGGAGAAGAAGGACGGCCUCUUCUUACCACAGUUAAGGGUGGCACAGGCAAUGGACUGGAAAUCAUGCUAGACAUACAGCAGGAUGAAUAUUUGCCCAUAUGGGGAGAAACAGAGGAGACAACGUUUGAGGCUGGAGUCAAAGUCCAGAUCCACAGCCAGUCUGAGCCACCCUUUGUCCAGGAGCUGGGAUUCGGGGUGGCCCCUGGAUUCCAGACCUUUGUGGCCACCCAGGAGCAAAGGCUGACGUACCUGCCUCCGCCGUGGGGUGAAUGCCGCUCGUCGGAUAUGGGCUUAGACUUCUUUCCCGUUUACAGCAUCACGGCCUGCAGGAUCGACUGCGAGACCCGCUACAUUGUGGAAAACUGCAACUGCAGGAUGGUUCACAUGCCAGGGGAUGCUCCCUUCUGUACCCCGGAGCAGUACAAGGAAUGCGCAGAGCCUGCGCUUGGUUUGCUUGCUGAAAAGGACAGCAAUUACUGCAUCUGCAGGACACCCUGUAACCUGACCAGAUACAACAAAGAGCUCUCCAUGGUCAAGAUCCCCAGCAAGACCUCGGCCAAGUACCUGGAGAAGAAGUUCAACAAGUCAGAAAAAUACAUCUCAGAGAAUAUUCUUGUGCUGGACAUAUUUUUUGAAGCACUCAACUAUGAGACAAUUGAGCAGAAGAAAGCCUAUGAAGUGGCAGCCUUACUUGGUGACAUUGGAGGCCAGAUGGGGCUCUUUAUCGGUGCUAGCAUCCUCACUAUACUAGAGCUCUUUGAUUAUAUAUAUGAGCUGAUCAAGGAGAAAUUAUUAGACCUACUUGGAAAAGAAGAAGAGGAAGGGAGCCAUGAUGAAAACGUGAGCACUUGUGACCCCAUGCCAAACCAUUCGGAAUCCAUCAGCCACACUGUGACCGUGCCGCUGCAGGCCACCCUGGGAACGCUGGAGGAGAUUGCCUGCUGACACCACCCGACCGCUCCACAGUGCCAACACCUAAGGAAGGGAAAACUGCACAGGGAAGCAGGGACCGAGCUCAGGUUUGCCACGGGGGAAAAAAAACACUAAAAAGAUAAUGACAAAAAUAGAGUAAAAAAUUAAAAAAAAAAAAGGAAGAAAAUCGCUAUGCAUUAAACCAAUAAAUAUAUAUAUUAUAUAUAUACACUCUGCCAAAACCAAGCGAGAGGCGCCUUGGACUUGACUUGUGUUGUCCUUUCCUGUGGGGGGGUUGUCUUCAGGAUGUGAAGGCAGCAGCUCGUUUUCGAACUGUACAAAACAAAGAGAGCACCACCAACCCCAGCCCCGCCAUGUCACAAACUGCCACGUGCAGAAAGCACUUGCAUGCCAGUUCUUUUUACGGCACUAUAUUCCUAUCUGUCUUUAUAAGCUCUGUUCCUCUUUACAGUCUCUGAUUUUCACUACAAGAAGGAACUCGCGGGCCCAGCCAUCCCCUGAAAUCACCAUUACUAACGUCGUAGGCUGAAUUAGAAUAAAGAAACAAAAAGUCGCA
Pezoporus flaviventris is the source of this 2492-nucleotide messenger RNA. RefSeq names its product acid-sensing ion channel 2. The transcript has 10 exons. Gene Ontology annotation, biological process: sodium ion transmembrane transport. Gene Ontology annotation, cellular component: membrane. The record is from RefSeq and is a predicted model, not a curated record. Gene Ontology annotation, molecular function: ligand-gated sodium channel activity. Lineage: Eukaryota; Metazoa; Chordata; Aves; Psittaciformes; Psittacidae. The coding region runs from base 401 to 1948 and encodes 515 amino acids.